AUGCUGGCAGAACUGCUCAAGGAGUUGGAUGUGGUGUUUGUGAAGAAUCCGGGUCUCAGAGCCAUAGAGAAGGUCUAUGACUUCAUAGACCUAAAUCGAUGCUGCUGCCAUAUUAUAUUUAAUAGUCUCCCUAAGGAUGGAAUGGCCUUCUUGAUUCUGUUUUCUACUUCCUUGUCAGUUGUUAUAUCGUUGGUCAAAGAGCUGCCUAGAUAUCUCUUCUCAUUCAACUUCCCCCAGAUCACAGUUCUUCGCCUCUUGCAAGCCCUCCUAAAAAUCCCAUCUCCUCCAGGAAGUCAUCUCCGAUUAAUUCACAUCACCUCCAUUGCAUCAGACCAACACCCACAUUUAAGACACGUACUCGAAUUGAAUCGAAUAAAAUUGCAAGUUGUUUUGAGGAGCCCUCUUGAAAAAGCGUCUUCAAAAAUAAAAAAAGAGGUGAAAAUCAAGAAUACAAAAAUAAAGUCGAGUAAAUACGAUGGGGAAAACAGAAAAAAUGCGAGCGCGUCAAAGGCUCCCUGCAUCCCAAAUCAGCUGUCCUUCUCUCCAUUUGAUCUGGUGCCCAAAGGAGUUCGUUCAACUCAGGAAAUGCCCCCUUCCCUGACCCUCGCCCUGGUCGCCUGGGCCUCGAUGUGGGCCUCGACGUGGACCUCGAGCGGAGCCUCCGGGGCCUCGGAGCCAGCAGCAGCAGCAGCUUCAGGAGUUUCAGGAGCUGCAGGAGUUGCAGCAGCAGCCCAGAAGGUUACCUGUGCCGCAGGCGGCCCAUGCUACCUGGGGGUCUCCGGGCAGGUGUCCCCCGGCCAGAUGUUGCAGUGGAAAGUCGGGGAGCUGAAGGUGAUGGUGAUGUACCCCUCGGCUCCUCCAGAAAUCCACAGGCCUUUCAGAGAACGGUUCCAUGGCCAGCAGGACUCGAGGCUGCUCAUUGACCCCUGCAAGCCGGAGGACAGCGGCAACUACACUCUGGUGGUCAGCCCGGGCCAGCAGCCCCUCCAAAUCUGUCUCCAUGUCAUCAAGCCCUUAGCGCUGCCAGAAAUCAUGCUCAGUUAUUCUGAGGGAAACACCAUUGCUCAGCUCACCUGCCGCGUGGCCGUGGGAACAGCAGAUAAGUAUGACUGGAAAAAGAAUGGGAAGCCCCUCUAUGCCGAUGACCACCACCAGUUCUCUCGGAACAAAAGCGUGGUACAGAUCACCAACGUGACCCAGAUCGAUGAGGUCUCUUACUCCUGUAAUGUCAGCAAUGAGGUCAGCUGGAUCGAGACCAUCCUUCAGUUACAAGCCCCAGGGUAGCAGGAUCAGAAGCAUUACAAACGGAAUUUGCCAUGGAUUUUGAUCCUAAUGGUUCCAGUUGCAAUAGGAAUAUUCUUAUAUGUAAAAAGAAGGAGAGAAACGGCAUAUGAAGAAUCUGCCAGGGACCAUCCUACUUUGCUCAGCCCUCCUUCGUGACCCCGUCAUUCAGGGCAUUACAGCUGUGUAGAUAACCCCAUUUAUUUAUAUUAAUGUCUGUCUCCCCCUCUAGACGGUAAACUUAUU
Messenger RNA from Tachyglossus aculeatus (Australian echidna), 1527 nucleotides. RefSeq names its product hemicentin-1-like. The record is from RefSeq and is a predicted model, not a curated record. NCBI's taxonomy places the organism in Eukaryota, Metazoa, Chordata, Mammalia, Monotremata, Tachyglossidae. The transcript is spliced from 10 exons. The coding region runs from base 1 to 1284 and encodes 427 amino acids.